Zygotorulaspora mrakii is the source of this 1431-nucleotide messenger RNA. RefSeq names its product Arp7p (gene ARP7). Gene Ontology annotation, molecular function: chromatin binding. The record is from RefSeq and is a predicted model, not a curated record. Bases 1 to 1431 code for a protein of 476 amino acids. Gene Ontology annotation, biological process: regulation of transcription by RNA polymerase II. The transcript has a single exon. Lineage: Eukaryota; Fungi; Ascomycota; Saccharomycetes; Saccharomycetales; Saccharomycetaceae. Gene Ontology annotation, cellular component: SWI/SNF complex; NuA4 histone acetyltransferase complex.
AUGACAAACGCGAGCAGGAAAUGUGUGGUUAUUCAUAACGGCUCAUGCUCAACUGUUGCGGGCUUCAGCAAUAUGGAACUACCCAAGUGCAUCAUUCCGUCAAGUUAUGUCAAGCGCAAUAACGAUGAAAAGCGUAUAUUUGGCACAUUUGAAAUGCUGGAUGAAACAGAAAAGAAUGAGUCAACCUCUAACGUAUAUACACUAAUUGAUGGUCGCGGCUAUCCAUAUAAUUGGGAAGAUUUAGAGGCGCAAUGGCGGUAUAUAUACGAAGAACACCUAAAAGUAUCUCCUGCAGAAUUGCCAUUAGUCAUAAGUGUACCAGCGAGCAAUGGUGAUACGGAUAUGAAAAUAAUGGAAAAAUUCUUCGAUCUUGCUUUCAAUAAAUUGAAGGUACCCAUUUUGCAAAUUUUGAUCGAACCGUUAGCCAUUGCGUUGUCAAUGGGCAAAAGUUCAGCGCUCGUGGUUGACAUUGGAGCAAGAGGCUGCAACGUCACGCCUAUUGUUGAUGGAACUGUGGUCAAGAGCGGUGUGAUGAAAUCUAAAUUUGGCGGAGAUUUCUUGGACUAUCAGAUAACAAAUUCUGAAUUUUUCAAUAAAGAAUAUGACGCAACAAACUUAAGUAGUUGUGAAAUGUGGUUUAGCUCGAAUACUUGGUUGCAACAAUUUAAAAGCACAAUGUUGCAAGUCAGCGAUAAGAAUUACAGUGAAUUAGAAAGGUACUACGAACUCCAACGACAACAACAGCAACAACAGCAACAAGCUUUUCCUAAUUUUGCCCUCAAUCCAUUAACUCAGAAGAAAAAUUUUCUGUUUAAGAAAAGUAAGACUGUAACAUUGGAACUUAGAGAUAGUUACAAGCUAGCAGAAAGCUUGUUUGAACCGAAGGACGCGCUUAAAGCCCAAGGAGAAUCGCAAGUUCAGUCACAUUCACAACCACACCUGCAACAACCAGCAAGCAAUAUUGGUCUGAGUGAACUUAUGUCCAAAUCUAUCAGAAAAGCAGGUGCAGGUGUCAGCAGUACUGGAACUCUUGGAGGAGGUGGUACGGGUGCCUCUCUAACCCUAAAUGAGAAAGGAUCACAACAUAAUACAAAUGCAAGUUCUAACUCGCAGUUGACUAAUGGAGUUGCAAAUCCUGCUACGAGUGGUAUUACUUCCGAACAGGUGUACUCUUUGUUAUUGACUAACGUGAUAAUUACCGGUGCUACCUCGUUAAUCGCUGGAAUGGAGCAAAGAAUUAUUAAUGACUUGUCCAUAAGAUUCCCUCAAUACAAGCUAACAACCUACGCAAACCAGAUCAUGAUGGACAGAAAAGUUCAGAGCUGGAUUGCUAUGAACUCAAUGUCCAAUUUACCAAACUGGGAACUCGGAAAGUGGUAUACAAAGCAGGACUUUGAUCUUCUCAAACAAUCGCAAAGCCACAAGAAUUAG